Messenger RNA from Brettanomyces nanus, 423 nucleotides. RefSeq lists its product as uncharacterized. Bases 1 to 423 code for a protein of 140 amino acids. The transcript has a single exon. The record is from RefSeq and is a predicted model, not a curated record. Lineage: Eukaryota; Fungi; Ascomycota; Pichiomycetes; Pichiales; Pichiaceae.
AUGGCAUUUUCCAAAUUAAAGAUAGCUGCUACGGCUGUGGAUGAAACCAAUACAAACUCUAACAGCAAUUCGAUGAUGAGUGCUUUGGGCAAGAAUUCUUCUGAGACGUCGAAUUCCAACGAUGCUUGUGAAGAGUCCUCUGACGAUGGUCUCAGUAUCUCCAAAUUGAUUUUACUCAGCAAACUCAAAACUAGCAGAUCCAAGACCACUGUCAGCUGUUUGCCAGAAAACGAUGAGCUCAAAACCGUGAGCUUGAUGGUGCUGUACGAUUACAUUAUAGUUAGAGGAGACGAAACAGCGGACGAUCCAAUGCGCGUGUUAACAUGCAAAGAUGCACAAGAUAUUUAUAGGACCUCGAAGCUUCAAGGAGAUGAGUGGCCGGAAAUCAGGUGGAAACUUGACCAGCUUUUAGAGACAAUUUAA